GGUAGCUUCGGUCGUAGCGACGACAUGGAGGCGUCCAAGGGAAGAGGAGCCGCCUCCGACCAGCAGGCGAGGAAAGGGCCCAUCCGAUACACCGGCAUAGUGAUAGCAUUGGACUCAAAAUACCUGGGGAUCACAUCGAAAGAGCAUGCGCUGAGCAAACAAGACGAGAUGUCGACCAUGAUCGCUCACGCCUUGCAGUGCGAGGAGCAGUGUCAAACAGAUCAGAUCAUGGUCAAGGCGGAAGACGACGCCAUUCUUGUCACGAUGCUCGAUGCUGUCGGCCCUUCCGCCAAGUCAGCCAAGGUUUUGAGCCAGGAGCUGCUGAUGCAAGCCUUCAACCCGAUGAGCGAACUCUACACGGUAGCCAAGGAGCUGUUCAAGGAGAAGAGAGGGGCGAGGAGUGAGGUCAAGGCAAGCCAGUCAGCGUCCAUGCUCGUGGAGAAGUCAGAGUUGGAUCAACUCUCUCAGCUCAUGAAAGACGCGACUAGUCUCUCCUCCUUGAUCGAGCUUGAAGUCAAGGAGCUGCGAAGUCAGCUGGGUUCAUCUGUAUUUCAGGCGAAUGGAUCUCAAAACGCUCAUCAUGGUUCUGAUCUGCAGUCAAAGCUCUUGGAGUUUGAGAACGAAACAGACGUCAUGAAGAGGCUCGAGAGUCUUCGUGAGGUUUCUCAUCAACAGAGUCAGCAUCGCGCUACCAUCUUGUCCCACUUCGAGCGAGCUCUGGCCGACACUCAAGCUGACCUCAAGGCAAAGUUCGCUCGCACGCCAGAUCAUCAUGGCGACCGGACGCAGGAGAAGUUUGCAUACUUCUCUGAUCCGCGACACAACUCCAAGCAUGAGACUUACCCGUCAUUCUUCAGCUCACCGUCCGUGUCAAACAUCUCGAGCAUUCGAAGGCGCCCCUGGAGCACAGUAGAGGAAAGCAGCGAGCGGCAAAUCUUGAAGGCCAAGUUGCCGUUCCGCACCGAGUGGGAGCACCAGCAGGACCUGGCUGAUAUCAAGCAGAAGCUAGACGAGGUCAUUCCCUCCUCUAGAUUCCACGACCGAUCGCAGAAAGAUUCCAAAGACACGAGGCCGUCCAAAGAUCCACAUCGUGACCCCUUGCCUGAUGAGAAGCAGGAGGAUACACAGGACGAUUUCUUGCAAGUAGUCGAUGAACGCGUCUCCAAGCUUCUAGGAGCUCUUGACUCAGUGCGAAAGUCUCUCUCCCCUUCCAAAUGA
Molecule: messenger RNA, 1218 nt
Organism: Guillardia theta CCMP2712
Lineage: Eukaryota; Cryptophyceae; Pyrenomonadales; Geminigeraceae
Exons: 12
Coding region: 25-1218 (397 amino acids)
Source: RefSeq, a predicted model, not a curated record